UUCACCUGAUCAGGUACAACUCAACCACAAUUGUCCGAGUUAUGUUUUAGAAGGAUCAAGUGUAGUCUGUACAUGCAAUGCUUCAAGAACGGGAAGUCCACCUGGACUUUUGGCUUGGUACGAAAUGACAGACGCAACACUUCUACUCACAAAUGUUAGUAGAAACACAAGUGGAAAACAAUUUAUAUGUCGAUUGGAAUGGGGUUCAAAUGGAGCCAUCAAAGCAGUGAUUUCUUAUAUACUGACUGUUGCCUAUGGGCCAUCUGAUGUGAUCAUAAACAGAAUUGCAGAGACAGCAGACGAGAAGUCCGUGAUAAUACGUAUAACCUGUUCAGCUAUUUAUUUCUUUCCCUCGGUUAAGUUUCAAUGGAACAUCACAUGUGAAAAUGAGACUGACUAUACACACUUCAGUGUGUGCUCCAUCAACAUAACUCACAGAGUGGACCAUGUGAUGAUAGAGUGUACAGCCACCAACACUUACUUCCCUCAGGUCUCCUUUUCACGUGUCUACAUGAUUUGACUAUUGAAGAAAGAGAACCGGAAAGCAAGGAAUCAUCAGCACAAUGUGUAAACACAGUCAUCGUUGGUGGUGUCGGAGCAGCUGCUAUUGUCUUACUAAUCAGCGCGGCAGUCCUCGUUGUGUGCAUCAUCAAACGACGGAGAGGAAUGGCCAAGAAAAAAGAAAACCCGCUGUCCCAUCUUUAUGCAAUCUUCAAGAGACAAAAGUCGCAGGUUUUUACUGACCAUCAUUCAGCAUCAGUGGAUGAGAUUUACUCUAUCGCCGACUCAACUACUGCUGACCACGGGGUGGACAAUGCAGCAUUCAAUGAGACGAUCCAUAGCAGCGGGACUAGACACGUGACCUACGACAAUAACUACGUGACACAAGAGAUUGGUGGACACAAGACAGCAAUGAAACCACUAACAAAGCCAAUGCCAGUCACAGCAGGAAAACACAACUGUCAAAAUUUAUCAGAAUCGAUGUAUGACUCGGGCCUCAUGUCCGCCUGCAUGGACCAUAAUUACGAAGACCUCUCCCCCAAGGGAUAUAAAGCAAAGUCAAUUCUCAGAUACCUCCUAUGGCCAAGGCUGAGAGGUGUAACAAAGAUGAAAGUAUUUAUGAGAAUGUGGGCAACUAAAAUCAGAAUGGGUCUUAUAUUGCAGUUUCGGUUGCAACAAAGUCCAUGUUGGUGAAGACAGCACACGUGUGUUUAGUAAAUCUUGCACCAAUCAUGUUACUCAUCUCCAUCUUAUGCUGCAUUCAGUAUCAUUCAGCAACAUGCAGGAUCAAAAUUAACAAACACGGGUUAUUUAAAGUUUCCUUACAGGUUAAAAAAUAAAUUGUAAUUUUGUUAAAGCCAUAGUUAAUGCUCAUCCUAUGCAUAAUGAUAUCACAAUGAUCACUAAUAUCCUGCACGCUUUCUGAACAAAGCCACGAGGGAGAUCGAGUAAGAAACCUCCUGUAUAUUUUAUUUUUUUUUUUUUUUGCAAUGAGUAGUAACCUGAUGUAUGCGGAUGUAGAAUUAUAUCUGAAUGUAGCAAUAAGUUUUAAAGUAAAAAGGUAGAGUGUCUUUUUCUGUGUAAAUAGCUUUUGAAUCCUGAGUGUUUUAUCAAGAUAUGCGGCCUAAUACGAUAACUGAGUUGUCGUUUGAAAAAUAUUUGUUCAUGGACUAUUCCUUAUUUUCUUGUCAUGUUAAACCAAUUUUCUUCUUUUUUUCCUAGCAAAUGUUUAUCCAGCACCUUAGUUCUAUUUAAUGUUUUAGUCUAUACCGAAUCCUUAUAUUUACCUUUACUAGAGCACUUUGAUGUUUUAUAACAAAAAUGAGAGCCACAUGCACGCGACAAGAAUACAACACAAUACAAACAUGACACUCAUGUUCUGUCAUCAAAAUGCAUGUCAUUUUGUUAUGUGGUCUGCUUAAAUUUUACCUGCGUUUUUCAAGUCAUGAUCUUUUAAAUGACAGACUGAUGUUGAAUUUUUUUUGUAAAGUAAUAAGUUAGGUUGGUUGUAUUAGUUCGCCUAUUUUAAGAGUAUAUUUUAGUAUAUAUAGUAGAUUUUUUAUUUAAAGUUAUGACAUUCCAAUUUGUAAGAAAU
Pomacea canaliculata is the source of this 2095-nucleotide messenger RNA. RefSeq lists its product as uncharacterized. The record is from RefSeq and is a predicted model, not a curated record. The transcript has 7 exons. Lineage: Eukaryota; Metazoa; Mollusca; Gastropoda; Architaenioglossa; Ampullariidae. The coding region runs from base 667 to 1194 and encodes 175 amino acids.